Messenger RNA from Nerophis lumbriciformis (worm pipefish), 2754 nucleotides. NCBI's taxonomy places the organism in Eukaryota, Metazoa, Chordata, Actinopteri, Syngnathiformes, Syngnathidae. The record is from RefSeq and is a predicted model, not a curated record.
AUGACGGGGAAGAUAGCGAGAGAGAUGAUGAUUCCCCUCACAGUCAUGAUCAUUGAAGUUAUGCUGUCACUAGGCAAAAUCAGUCACACCAAAGUGGACAAGUUGAAAGCAAUCUACAGGCGACUCAGUGAUGAAGUGAAACGUGCCCAGAAUUCAGAGGCCCUUCUUUUCGAAAAAGCGAAGAGACUCCGUGCCGAUCUAAGAAAGCUGCAAUCAGAAUUGGAGAAAAAAGAAGAUCGGAGCUGCUCCGAGGAGCCCACGAGCGAGUCGGGCAAGCUGAGGCAGCAACUCCUGCAGGCGUUCGACCAACUGAGAGCAGCCGAGGACAGAGACUACAUGACACAGCACCAGCUCAAAUGGCUCAGGGAAGAGAAGCGGUAUCUAUUGACAGAGAACAACAUUCCGCAGGAACUUGAUGAAGUGGAGAACGGCACAAUCACCCUGCAGGAUAAAUAUGAGAAAUUGAAAAAAGAAGUGGUCCACAGGCAAAUGGAAAUCAGAUGUCUGAAGGAUGACAUGGAAUCAUAUCAAAUACAGACACGAAUAGAAGAGAAAGAGCAGGAAGAAGCAAUGAAAAUCAUGCAACUCAAAGAGGCGGAGAAAGCUGAGCUCUUCGCCGCACCUGAACAGAUUUUAAAAGAGAUUGGAGAGAAACGCUCUGAGAGGGAAGCUGCAGUAAAGACAUUGGCAGCGAUGGACGCCCAGUGUUCAGACGUGAAGCAGCAAACAAAGGAGGUGGAGGAGCAUAAUGACCUUCUCAGGGUGCAAAAGGAGGAGUUGGCCAAGGAGCUGGAGGGUCUCCAGGCCCAAGUGGAGGCCAGCCAGAGUAAGUGCAGUGAGCUGCAGAAAGAGAUCGAGGUCAUCAGGGAAGAAGAAGCAGAACUCAUAGGGCAGAGAGGGAUUCUAGAAAUGAAGAUGCAGGGUAUCAUGUCCGAGCAAAAGCUACUACGUGAGAAUUAUGCUGUGCAGCUAAAAGAGAAAAAAAGGCAGAUGCAGGCCUUCAAGAGGAUGGAGCGUGCACUAGCCAUGGCCACGGAGCAGCUCCAACACACGCAAUCAACCUGCGCAGACUUGCAAGCACAUUUGGACGCUCUUCCGAAAAGAGAGCCUGCUCAAGCGCAGAGGAUGGCGCUUCAGAAGGAAGUGGAUGCUCUCAAAGCGAGCGUUGAAAAACAGUUAUCGAAAAUCCCAAAGGUGAGCCAAAUUCAGCAGCAGUCUGGGAUUAUUCAGGAGCUGUUGAGGGAAUCUGAUACCCUGAGAGAAGAACUACAUCACCUUCAAUGUCUGACAUACAUCAAAGCAGAAGAAAGAGGCCAGAAGCACCGUGAGAUGCUACGAGCCGAGCAAAUGAAGCGGCACGUCGAACAGGAGCUGCGAGAGAAGAAGCUCAUCACGAUGCACCACAGCAAGCUGAGUGCCAUGCUGCAGCGCAGAGUGCUACAGUAUGGCCAGCUUUGCGAGGGGAUCACAGAAGAGAAAAAUAAGUAUAUCAAGCUGAAACAGAGCGCAUCGCAGACCAUCACAGAGUUGAUGGAGCAUGUGAAGGUUCUUCAAAACCAGCUGGAGAUUCAAAAGAGUAUUGUCAUCAAGAAGGACAAAUUGCUAAACAAAGCUCAGAAGAAGGUCUCUAAUAGUAACAAAGUCAGAGAAAAACUUCGCGACACUAUCAACAAGGUUGCUCGGCAAAUCCGUCAAGCCAUUCAGGAGCGAGAAGACAACGAAGUGGAGUUAAAGAGGCUCAGGCAAACCAUCAGUUUCCAGGAGCAAACGCUCAUUGACGUGAGCAAGAACCAGGAAGUAGCGGUUCAGCGGCGCAAUUUUCUCGGCAUUCAGCUGCUAGAGCGCGAGGAGGUGUUGUUCGACUACCAGGAGAAGGUCAACUCGCAGGAGGCGGCCAUCACCCAGAGGGAUGCAGAGAUGCAGGGCAUGGGGAAAGAAAUGAGAGACCUGAAGGUGCUCAUAAGUGAGGAGAAGAGGCGGAUCGGUUUCAAGAAAAAGGAAGUGAUGGUUCAGAAGAAAUUGGAAGAGGAACUCAUCAUGCUGCAAUUGGAGAUGUUGGAGGCCAGAGAUCAAACGCUGGAUAAUUUGACAAAAAACACAAAUUACAAAGAGCUCAAAGGCUGCGAUCUAUCGUCCCCUGAACUGGUCAAAAAGAUCGAAAAGCUGGAGGCAGACUUUGCCGAGAGGGAGAGGCAGGUUUUGGAGAAACGACUCCUUGUGGACCAGGUGACGCGUCUCUCAAAGAAUCUACAAGAACAGAACGAAAUCUGCAAACAAGACAAACUGUCGCUGGCCAAGAAGCUGAAUGAGCUGCGGACCCAGAUAAUCGACACCAGUCGCCGCUUGAUGGCUACGUCGGCAGAACUGUCAAUGAAGCAAGCGGCCGUUUUGUGUCUACAGCAGGAAGUCAAAGAGAGAGAGCUUCAGAUGGACAGGUGCCAGAGGCGUUUGGAGCAAGGCCUGCCUCCCUGCCCCGAGAUGGAGGAAGAAUGGAGGCGGAUGCUCCGGGACAAGAAGAGGAGACAGCGAGACAAAGAGGAGCGAGAGCGGCUGGCAGACAACGACGAGUGGAAGCUACUGCCGAACGGACAGUACACCACGGCGGAGAGUCGACCCGAUGCCUACAUCCCCCACGAGGACGCUCUGCCUCUGCCUAAACCUUACGGAGCGCAGGCCCCCUUUAAGCCCACCCAACCAGGUGCCAACAUGAGACACAUACGCAAACCAACUCACCUCAAGCCACUCGAACUGUAG